CUUGUAUCUGCCACCAUGAACUUGACAUCUUCCCAAUGCUUAAAGACUCCUCCAAAGAGAAUGAUAGUGAUAGAAUGAAUGUGAUUUUAAAAAUAUAAUGAAAUGUAUCAACAUUUGGAAGAUCUGUAUAACUCACAGGGAUCUAUAUUUUCCUAGUGACCAAUGCAUGAUGUUACAAAAUCUAUUCAAUCUAUUCAAUGUGCAAGAUUAACCAAUGGAUUUUAAUGUAACAGAACAGGAAUUGAUUGAUAUGGUUUAAGAUUCCACAUUGCAACUAACCUUUAAGAAAUUACCAUGUGUCAAGCUCUGGUGUGGUAUCAAAGAAAAAUAUCUACAAUGAUUUGAAAGCUAAAAUACUCCUUCCUCCCUCCCCCAAGUGUUUGGAGGCCAGAUUUUCUUCAUAUACUUCAACCAAAACACAUACUGAAACUGAUUGAUGCAUCUGAGAGAACAAGAUGAGUCACCAGCAGCUUUACUGGAGUCAUCCGAGAAAAUUUGUCCGGGGUUCUCAUUCUUGCCGCAUCUACUUAAAUUGGCAUGGUCAGAUUCAAAAAUACAGCUUCAAUAUGUGCUGCCAGUGUUUCCAUCAGUACACGAAGGAUAUAAACUUCAUUAAGUUGGACUAAGUGAAUAUCCGUGAAUGGGUCAUUCAAAACAUCUAUUUUACCUCAGAAACGA
Messenger RNA from Phyllostomus discolor (pale spear-nosed bat), 678 nucleotides. Its product is annotated as 40S ribosomal protein S29-like. The record is from RefSeq and is a predicted model, not a curated record. Gene Ontology annotation, cellular component: cytosolic small ribosomal subunit. The transcript has a single exon. Lineage: Eukaryota; Metazoa; Chordata; Mammalia; Chiroptera; Phyllostomidae. The coding region runs from base 456 to 626 and encodes 56 amino acids. Gene Ontology annotation, molecular function: zinc ion binding; structural constituent of ribosome.